Colius striatus (speckled mousebird) is the source of this 4254-nucleotide messenger RNA. It is a transcript of the gene CERS3, whose product is annotated as ceramide synthase 3. Gene Ontology annotation, molecular function: DNA binding; sphingosine N-acyltransferase activity. NCBI's taxonomy places the organism in Eukaryota, Metazoa, Chordata, Aves, Coliiformes, Coliidae. Gene Ontology annotation, biological process: ceramide biosynthetic process. The record is from RefSeq and is a predicted model, not a curated record. The transcript is spliced from 11 exons. Bases 69 to 1214 code for a protein of 381 amino acids. Gene Ontology annotation, cellular component: membrane.
AGAAGAAAUCUUUUCCCAUAUAAUCCAUCUGCAUUACUGAAGCUACUGAGUCAUAUUGAGAAGAUCACAUGGCACACAUAUUAAAGACACUCAACAGCUGGUUCUGGUGGGAGAAUAUCUGGAUGCCUGUCAAUGUCUCAUGGGCACAUUUUGUGGAUCGUGAUGGACUUGUCUUUCCAAAACCACAUCAGUUAUAUGCCACAAUACCAUAUGCUUUUGUGUUGCUGAUGAUCCGAUUCUUCAGUGAAAGAUAUGUUGCUAUUCCUCUAGCAAAAGCCUUAGGUAUAAAGAAUGUCAGACGUGUGAAGCCACAUCCCAAUCCUGUUUUAGAAAGUUAUUUCCGGGAGUGCUCAAAACAUCCAUCCCAAUCAGAGAUUCAAGGCCUUGCCAAAAAGUGCAACUGUACUGUCCACUUUGUGGAAAAGUGGUUUAGGAGACGGAGAAACCUUGAGAUCCCAACAGUGCUUCGGAAAUUCCAGGAAGCUUUCUGGAGAUUUUCAUUCUAUCUUGUAUCCUCCAUUGCUGGAUUUCUGUUUCUGUAUGAUAAACCUUGGUUUUACGACAUCUGGCAGACAUGGGUUGGCUAUCCAUUCCAGACUGUGCUGCCAUCCCAAUAUUGGUACUACAUGGCUGAGAUCAGUUUUUACUGGUCUCUCUUAUUUACACUUGGGAUUGACAACAGAAGAAAGGAUUUUCUGGCUCAUGUCAUUCACCACUUGGCAGCCAUUGGGCUGAUGAGUAGCUCCUGGUGUGCCAACUACGUGCGUCUGGGAACACUGGUGAUGUUUGUGCACGAUACUGCAGACUUCUGGCUCGAGGCAGCCAAAAUGUUUAAUUACGCUCACUGGGAGAAAACCUGCAAUGUGUUCUUUAUCCUCUUUUCUAUCGUAUUCUUCAUCACAAGAAUCGUUCUCUUCCCCUGCUGGAUUCUUCGUGCCACACUGUAUCAGCCUACGUACUACUCCACCACUCCUGUCAUAGCCUAUUUUUUCUUCAAUGGGCAACUACUGAUCCUGCAAGGCUUGCAUUUAUAUUGGGGUUACUUAAUUCUCAAGAUCCUGAAAAGAUUCAUUUGCCUAAAGGACUUGAAGGAUGACCGGAGCGAUGAAGAGGAGGAAGAUUCAGUUACAGAUGAUGAAGAGGAGUCUACAAAGAACGUCAACAAGAAUGGCUGUGGGUCAAGCAAACAUCUCCUCAACAGCAGUCACCACUAGGCUCCUCCUGCCUCACCUCCUGCAGUGAUUUCUACUCUGUUUUUAACCCAACCUACAGGAGAGAAUUGAAGUCAAAAGGCUUAUGAGAAACGGACUGAUUUUUUUUGUUGGCUACCAGACCUGGAAUAAAACCCCAGUUUAGAGAGGAGGGAAAAUGACCCACUUUCUGAAUGGUUACUAAAUGUUUGAAAGGCCAAUGGACGUGCUGACUGACAAUACUCAACAAGGCCAAAGCUUAGAUCAUUUAGUGUUCCAUCAAUUCUAAUGCUAUUUUUCAUUCUGAUGUAUUUCACCAAGCAGUUUAAUUUGCAGAUGGUUUGCGGUUGGUAGGUAGGUAGUGUGAAGUCCAUUAGGAACCAAAAUUACUCAAUGUGGGGGAAAAAAAUGGAUAGUGGUGUACAGUGACUAGCAUUUUAGUCUCUACUUUUCAGUUUAAACCAUCAUCAAAAUGGCUGGGUUUUGGUACAGUUUGUUUCCUGGACAUCGGUGGAAGUGAACAAGGAAGAAGUUAAAUUGCUUGUCUGUGCAGAGCUGGCUUCACUGGAGAGAUACAGUCCAUUUCCAAAAUAUGCUGUGUGAUAGUUCAGAUACUGUGUUCUAGGAUUUACCUGUCAAUGAAGUCACUGUUAAAAAAGAGCAAAACUCAGCCCUGGUUCUCCGUUGAGCUCUAGGUUUCACAGAUGUCUUUCCAAUCAUUUUGGCUCAUUGUUGGAACAGAGUGGGCAAUGGAGAGGGAAGGUAGAGAAUGAAAAUUUGGUCUUCUCACAGGUUCUUUUGUACUUCUCGUCUUUAAAACUACUGAACAGCCUCUGCUCCUCACAUCUACAGCCCAGAGGAUUAAAAAUACGUCUUAUCCAUUCCCUCCUAGUCAGCUUGUCUCAGCAGUGGUGGGUGACUGUCUUCUCAGGAGUCCACUAAAUCCUGUUUUGUUGUUCCUGGACGUGUCUGGGCACUGGGGGAGCAUGGGAGUGAUGAGGAAUGUCACAGUGCACUGCAUUCAUUUGAUAUGGGGGAUCUGUGUUUCUGCCUCUGCUCUUGAAAACUGGGAAUCACAUUGGCUAGAGCCAAACUUAGCUGUGAGUAUGUGACUUGGGCCACAUACUGUUGUUUAUGCUAUAAGAAGUGGUGGAACAGUGGAGGUUUUAUCAGCUCCUUUUACCAAAAGUGCCUCUAUCACAAGUUUGCACGCUUGUUCUAAUGCUAGUGCAGAGUGCAGCAGCAUUUUUAGUGCCGGCUCUUUCCAUGGAUAGCCUGGGCCUUUUAAACAGGGUGGAACCAGUCUCAUUUCCAGAUGCAUUUAGCUCACAAGGUCAUAAAUGAUUUGAGUCAUAAGUUUUAGAGGUGAGAAGCUCACCAUGUGGUUCUACAGUAGCUGAGAUCAUCUGGUGAACUAAAUCCAGUAGCUUGACGGAGACCAGCGGGACCGCUUCUAGAACUGCCUCGGUGCAGAGCGUUUGGUUCAGGAAGACUCUUUUCCCCUUAGGGCUGCCCAGGCAGGAACUUGGUGACCUACAAGUAGCACUACAUGGCUGACUUGUUUUCUCAAGAUUUCCCUGGCAAAGGGGGUGUGUAAUUCAGUGACUGACGUGAUUGAAAGAAUGGGAAAUGUUUGAGAUGUCAGAUAGGAAGAAAGAAGUGCACUUACAAGAAAGUGUAGGAGUACUUUGUUCCAGAGGCUGGUAGUGUGCAAACACCUACCUGUGGUCUCUUGAACUAGGCUGUGUUUAAUUUUUGACGUAUUUUGGACCAUGUAAUAUCUCAACUGUUUCUGUUUUAUCACAAAGAGGAUUACACUGAGAGAGGAGAGCAUCUGAGGAGGUUGGGAAACGUGCAGUGGCAGGGCUUGGCUCCUGAAUCUGUGGCUGCAGUUCAGCAGCGCUGAGGGGACAGAAUUCCCUCAGUAGCUGUUGUGUAGCAGCAGGUUUCCUUACAUAGCUGUGAAGAAUACCUUAAAUACUGCACUGUGGAUUUAUUGGAUGUGUAAGUCCUUCUUACAUCAUCUAGAGCAACUGGUGAGUUUGGCAGGGUCACAGUUGCUUAUCGGGGCCUGUUUAUUGCCUACAUGAAAAGAUCCUAACAAAAUGUAGAAACCCGAGUCUCAGAGCCUUUAUGUUCCCUUUGGGAGCAGUGGAGACAACAACCCUUUCUGCAAGACAUAAUGGGCUUUGGGGAGGUGGCCAGGGAGUUAUCAUUUAAUUUUGGUGCCAGAAAGCUUUCCUGCUAUGGCUAGGAAAGGAAUUCAGGGAAGGAAACACGAAGACUGGUGUCGUCACAGAAGUGAGCCUCUGAACAACUACUGAGUCUUAAACUGGAAUUUAUAGUCUCACUGAGGCCAAAUCUUGCCCUUCCUACUCGGACAAGUCUCCCACUGAAGCCAAUUAACUCAGUUGGAGUCUUGCCUAGGAAAAAUGUUGGAUUGCAGUUAUCCAGCCUACUUACCAGAUCUGUUGUUUUAAAUCCACGUGAAACCAGGGUCUUAAAAGAGGAGUAAAAAGUAGAUACAUACGUUCAAACAUAAAAUGUGGAGGCAAAUUUUGGAUGAGUACAAAAGCACAUGGAAGAAAAUAAUGUCCUGAAGGAAAAGGUCAAGUCUAAGCACAGUGAACAACCAAACAACUACAUUAUGUUGUGGUUAGGGGUAUGGAAGGAGGCAAGGCCCUGGAAAGUGCUUCUGAGGGUGAUUCUAGAAUGCCAACACACAUUUGUAUCUUUACUCUCUUUUAUGUUGUGCAUAUUAGGGCUGCUUAGGAGGCUCCUUGUAUUUGAGGAAUGUGAGAAUAACAUGAAAAUACAGAGAUACUUUUUUUUUUUGCCCAGGAGUGCUCAUAUGUGACUGAGGUGCUGUUUCCCAGUUAGAGUGCUAAAUGUCUCACGAGAGCACACCUGAGACAAGUCAGACAUGGACUUUAAGCUGAGGAGAGCAGGAAAGCUGCACUGAAAACAUGGGAGCUGUGCUGAUCUAGAUCAGCUGAAGAGCUGUGCCAUAUUUCUUGUUCUUUCCAUUUCUGCCUUCCUAGUCAGGAAGAUCACCGAGGUUCUG